GCUAUCCACAUAUAUGGCACCUCUAUAGCUGUACUCAGCAAUGGCAUCUUUUACGGAGUGAAACCGUGGGGAUUUUUAUCACUCUGCGCGUUCAUAGGAAUGUAUGGAGUUACCACUGCUCUUCUAACCCUUCAUUUCGUCUACAGAUACAUUGUCGUUUGCAGUGAACACUACUACAAAUAUGCCAAUGCGUCGAUUUAUACAAAGUACGGGGUAGAUGCCAACGAAUUGUCCUUUUUCUGCGUCUUCACCCACGAAGUACCAAGGACGGGUGCCCCAGCUCACAACAAUACACUGGUCAUCUACGAUAGGCCUGGGCAUGAUCUUUAUAAUGAUGAUAAGCACAUUUGCCCUCAUGAUAGUCUGCGGCUUCCGAAUGUAUCUAACACUGAAGAAAUCUUCUUUGAGCCAAAAGUCAAUGAAGAUGCAGACUCAGCUGUUGAAAGCGUUGGUUGUACA
Ostertagia ostertagi is the source of this 459-nucleotide messenger RNA. The record is from the annotation of a GenBank genome assembly. Lineage: Eukaryota; Metazoa; Nematoda; Chromadorea; Rhabditida; Trichostrongylidae.